UAAACUGCAGUGGAUCAUCCCCAUCUACUGGGGCGGGCUUCUCCGUACCGCUGCUACAGGGAUACCAAGAUGGAAAUUCAGGGGCUAUCUGACGCCCAAAACAUUCACUCUCAACAUGGCGCCUUACAUGGAACCGUUUCGUUAAGCUCUCAGUCUGCCGCGGGAUCGAGCUGUCGUUUUAUUUGCCCCGAAAAUAAUGCAGAGCGACAACUGGAGCUACACGAACCACAAAGAGACAACAACAACAACACCAGGUCGAGGACAUCGCAGUUUCACCUACUGGCGGAAAAUGGCAGCGAAGCGGCUUUUGUAUCCGUUAGCAAACGGCAGGCAGCUGAUAGGACCCGUGAACCCGGUAGCACACCGAGUGUCGGACUUUAUAACGUGAAUACGGUCAAAGAAAAUGAGCUAAACGCGUUGCUUGCCUCUUACGACUCUGCACAAAGUACCUGGAAGUACGGGUUAGAGAGCUUGAACAGCACAAUGCAAAUGGCGCUGCCCCUGUUUGAAGGGGAAGAGAAACAACCGAUGCAGCAGCGGCAGCUAACGUUACCAGUUCCAGGUUUACGACAGCAGCAGCGUGAGGACGGCGCCUUCAAGCAGCGCCCACUGGCCAGCAGAGUCGCCGCUGAGCCGAGGAGCCUCAGCGGGGCGAACAGAAGUACACAGGAAGUGUAUGUUGUUUUGAAUGUUGUUCAAGAGGAUGGCAAUAGCAAAACAAACAAACAGGGAGCGGAUCAAUCAUGUGAGGACGGCGGUGAAGUAAGCGGUGAACGGGAGGAAUGCUGUAAAGCGCGUCUCUCUGGCUUCAUGGAGGUUGGAUACGACAGCGACAAUCUUGUCUGUGAAUCUAACGACAGCCUGAACUGUGUUGAUACACAGGCCUUGAGAAAAAGCGACAAUGUUUUCAGUUUGGUGAACGCGAAUCCAUCUUAUUUGAAUGCUAAACAGAGUGUGUGUCGGCGCAUUGUCGAAGACGUAGUUUUGACAAACAAAUAUGGCGAUAAAAUUUGUGGCCAGAUAUGUACCGAAAACGAUGGAGGUAAACUUGCCGGGGCGCUGUCGCCACAGCCCCGUAUUGACGAAGGCAUUACACUGAUGUCAGGCAGCUCGCUCAUUACAGAAAUUAUGGAGACCUCGGACUUUAUUUCAGACGCAGCGGGGCUGCAGAACGAGGCAGACCCAGUCACGGCCUCCACAAGUCCUCCUGCCAGCGAAACCUUUUCCGGAACUAUCAUGAUAAAUAACCAAAGCAUCAUAGUGACAAUAGAAAACGGGGUCCUGACACUGGCUGCGCCACCAGAGGGACAUGUACACAAAGAGGAUGAUAUGGUCAGCUUGAAGGAGCAUCUGGGCAUGAAAGAUCACGAGGAUAUUGUUCUUUUAAACUAUGAUAGUGGCACUAAAUCCAUCGGUAAGAUCAGCACAUUAGCUGUUUCCAGUGCCAGUCACCAGGAAGAACCCAGACCUGGUUUGUCUGUGAGUGAUUCUGAGCUGGCUCUGGUGGAUGAAUGCCCCCUGUCAGAGCUGGGUACGUCUCUGGACUCACGUUCAAUCAUCAAGCAAGAGGGAGGGGAGCUGUGUGCUGUGACAGAAGCUGAUCUGGUCACCCCAUCCCCCAGAGUAGCUGUGGUCAGCUGUGAUAAUGAGGACCCCCAGUCUGUGCCACCAGUCCGGUCUAAAAAAGAGAUAUUGGCUUCUUUCUGCUGUCCAGAACCAGGCUGCUCAAGUACAUUGGAUACACGGCAGAAACUGAAGGUUCACCUCUUGAACCAUGCAGAGGAUCCUCGCCCACACCAGUGCCCUAUGGAGGGCUGCGGCUGGGCCUUUGCUACCUCUUACAAGCUAAAACGACACCUUCAGUCCCAUGACAAGCAGCGGCCACACAUCUGCCAGUUUGAAGGCUGUGGACGGCGUUUCACUACCGUGUACAACCUUAAGGCUCAUGUCAAAGUGCAUGAGCACGACAACUCCUUCAUCUGUGAGAUCUGCAGUGAGAGGUUUCGCAGUGCUGCACGACUUGCCAACCACCAGAGAGUUCAUUUUGAGCCAGAGAGGCCCCACAAGUGUGAAUUCCCAGGUUGUGAGAAAACCUUCAUCACCUUCAGUGCCCUCUUCUCCCAUAACCGCACUCACUUCAGAGAAACGGGCCACUUCACCUGCACUUUCCCAGGCUGCGAUAAGACAUAUGAUAAGGCCUGUCGUCUCAAGAUCCACUUGAGGAGUCACACUGGUGAGAGGCCGUUUGUCUGUGACUCAGAAGGCUGUGCCUGGUCCUUCACCAGCAUGUCCAAGUUGCUCCGACACAAACGGAAACAUGAUGAUGACCGUCGCUUUGUCUGCACAGAGGAGGGCUGUGGCAAGUCUUUCACUCGGGCAGAGCACCUCAAGGGUCACAGUAUCACCCAUCUGGGCACCAAGCCCUUUCAGUGCCUUGCAGAAGGAUGUAACGCCAAGUUCUCAGCUCGCAGCAGCCUCUACAUCCACUCCAAGAAACAUAAGCAGGACAGCAGCACGCUGAGGACCCGCUGUCCUGUGGCCAACUGCUCCAAGCACUUCUCCUCCCGCAGCAGUCUUAAGAGCCACAUGCUCAAACACCACCACCUCAGCCCUGAUGUUUUGAACCAAAUGGAGACAACGCCUACCUUGACCCCCAGUAGCGAGCUCAUCAGCUCCAACUCCACAACAGUUGCUGGGCCUGGUAUUGCGGGGGGUGACCAGCUGACCAACGUGGACCUCAGCUCUCUUUUCUCUGCUGUGCCUAGAGGUGCUGCACCCACUUCGGGUAUCGGAGUGGGAAUUCCUGUUGGCAGUAGCAUCUCUAACGGCACCUUCACCAUGGACCUCUCCCUGGUUGAUUCAGGCAUCCUCACCAUUGACCCCUCCUCAGUUGGGACCACACUCUGCACCAGCACUAGCACCACUUUGGCCAAGACUGUAGACCCUCUUAUUUUAGCAGCCAGUGCUGACAUGGGCCCACACCACGGUCUGGAGGGAACAGUGGGUGAUGUUCUGCCCCCACAGGGCACCUUAAACUUAGAUGAUGUGCAGACAGUUACUCCUGAGGCGCUGGGAACCCUCACUGCUCUCACCAUGCAGGGCGCUGGUGCCACUGUGGUCCCCACUUUACAGCACCCACUCAGCUCCUCUAAUGCCCUGAGCGCAGAGACUACUGCCACCCUGGCUGUGGCUCCUGUGGCGGAGCUGUUGGCUUCACCCUCUACAGUGGUGGAGGUUGGUGGACAGGGAGGAGCCGGGCCAUUGCUGAGCUGUGUGGAGGUGCUGGGGCACCCAGAAGGAGGGAAAGUCCUCACCCAGUUUGUUUUCUCAACUCACAACAGCAGCUUCAGCCCCCAGAAAGACCCAGAACUCAAUGCUGUGUCACCAAGCAGCUUCCUGGAGAGUGGAGGCUCAGCCCGGACUGACUACAGAGCCAUCCAGCUGGUCAAGAAGAAGAAGAAACAAAGGGGCCCAUCAGCCUCCUAUGGGAGUUCAGCAUCAAUUCAGAGAAAAAAUAAAGGAGCAAAACUAGCAACGCCACUUACUCCCUCUGGUGCUCGUUAUGGAGAAGGAGCUUCAACAGCCAAUGGCGGCUUAACUUUGCGUGACCCUGUUACUGGAGCUCAGUAUGUCCAGAUUCAGCUGCUGCAGGAUGACCCAGCCAGUGAUGGUGACCUGGCCUUCCAGCUGAGUUCUCAGCCCUCCAGCUCCCACUCUCAGCUCACUGUUGACCUACCUGUCAACAUUUUACAGGAGCCAUCAGUGAUGGCUGAAGACGACAACGGCUCUGACAACACUCAGUUCACAGGAAGCACAAUCAACCUUCAGGACUUGGAGUGAUCGGCUCAGAGCUGCAGGUCAGAGGUCUGCUGCAGUGACGGGCACCUCAUCACUAUCUACAGUUUACAUGAACAAACGCAAUGUUUGACGCCAUUAAACGGUUGGCCUGAAUUUUCCCAGGACUUGGAAAGCCUUUUUGGACACGUGGUCAAUUGGGUUUAGGAAGUGGUGGAUUUUAAUUCACAGUUAAUGCACCUUGAGAAGAGGAUGUGAGGAUUGUUUGUUUGUUCAGAAGAUUAUUUUGUUUGUUUCUUUAGCCCAGUUUUUUGUACCAAAAUCAAGAGACAAGAGGGC
Solea solea (common sole) is the source of this 4134-nucleotide messenger RNA. Its product is annotated as zinc finger protein ZXDC. Gene Ontology annotation, molecular function: transcription coregulator activity. The record is from RefSeq and is a predicted model, not a curated record. NCBI's taxonomy places the organism in Eukaryota, Metazoa, Chordata, Actinopteri, Pleuronectiformes, Soleidae. Gene Ontology annotation, biological process: regulation of transcription by RNA polymerase II. The coding region runs from base 70 to 3840 and encodes 1256 amino acids. Gene Ontology annotation, cellular component: nucleus. The transcript is spliced from 10 exons.